AUGAAGGCCCUCAUUCUCACUCCAUCUUCGCGAACAACGGAAGUGCGCGACAUCCCGGCGCCAACACCUGGUCCAGGUGAGGUGCUCAUUCGCGUGCAUGCUGUCGCCCUCAACCCAGUGGAUGCGUUGUAUGUUCAGGAGCCCGUUGCAGAACAGCAACAGCGAGUUGUCGGAACUGAUUUUGCUGGAAUCGUUGUUGGUGCCAGUGAUGAGUUGCGUGGUGUUGCAGACGGGCGAGUGCAGAAUGGGACUCGAGUUGCGGGCUUCCUUCAAGGAGCCAGUUCAGCUAAUGACCGCCCCGGCGCCUUUGCGGAAUAUGCCACGGCCCCUUAUGACUUGCUCUGGACAAUCCCGGAGGGCCUGUCAUUUGAGGAAGCGGCAACUAUCAGCAUGUGUGGCCUAACAGCGGCGCAGGGGAUAUUCGACCGAUUCGGGCUCCCCGGUCCUUUCUCUGCUGGCCAAAUUGUUCCAUCUGACGACCCAAUCAAUGUCCUAGUCUACGGAUCUUCGACAUCUCUCGGGCAGUUGGCUGCUCAGCUUGUGCAUAGAGUUGGUGAAGCUUCAGGUCGCAGCAUACGACUUAUUGGAGUUGCAAGUUCCUCAAAGCAUGAAUUCCUCCGAGGGGCGCCAUACAAGUAUGACUAUCUGGUCGAUUAUCGCGAACAAGACUGGCCUGAACAAGUCAGACGCGCCACUGGCGAUAACGGUGUUCACUUUGCCCUUGACACGAUAUCAGAACGUGACACCGUCGCAAAGGUUCACAGUACACUAAACCCCCAGGGCAAAUAUCAUGUCUUCCGCAGCGCACGCGGUGGAGGCUUUGAUACUGCAAAUCUUGCUAUUCAACCAAUUUACGGUGCUGUUUGGGAGGGAUUAGGUGUCGGAAUAGGCUACGGACAUGGCGUUUUCUUCCCCGCAAAGCCCGAGGCUCGAGAGUUUGCUGCAAAGUUCUUUGAUUUCCUUAAUUCUGGCGCAAAGGAGAAUGACGUUAAGUUGCAUCCGAACCCGAUUCGAAGGAUGCCUGGUGGAUUGGAGCGAAUUGUUCCCGACGGCUUUGCGUUGUUAACCGGCCUAGUAAUUGACCGGAAGGGUUUUGGCAGAACUGAAGACUACAUGAGACCAAUCAGUGCUGAGAAACUGGUUUACACUAUUGAAUAG
Pochonia chlamydosporia 170 is the source of this 1158-nucleotide messenger RNA. Its product is annotated as zinc-binding oxidoreductase. The transcript is spliced from 3 exons. NCBI's taxonomy places the organism in Eukaryota, Fungi, Ascomycota, Sordariomycetes, Hypocreales, Clavicipitaceae. Gene Ontology annotation, molecular function: oxidoreductase activity, acting on NAD(P)H. The record is from RefSeq and is a predicted model, not a curated record. The coding region runs from base 1 to 1158 and encodes 385 amino acids.